GCAAGCGCGCUCUGGGACGCCGGCCUCGGCUCAGCGCAGCUGCCUGGACCCAGGCGAGACGCCACCUGACGCGCCCUGUCCGAGCGGGGGCGGACGCUGGCGUCUCGGGCACUUGGCCCAGAGCAUCCGUGCCGGCGUGGCCCGAGCUGGCACCUGGUAAGCGGCUGCAUCCCGGCGGCCUCUCCUUGGCCCGUCUGGGCGGUCAGAGGCGGGGCUGCCGCAUCCCUGACGGGCUGGCCGAGAGCCAGGCCCCGGGGAGGGGCCGCUCGCGGUUUUCGGCGAUUCCAGGACACCGCGAUUGCUGUUUAGGGACCGCUGCAGUCCCGGUCCACGUCGUAGACUCUUCAGUACACGUGGGAAUCGAGCUGCCAGGUGUCCACGACCAUGACGGUGAACCUUUUGGAGGACUGGUGCCGGGGGAUGGAGGUGGACAUCCACAGGUGCCUGUUGGUCACAGGCAUCCCGGAGGACUGUGGCCAAGUGGAAAUUGAGGAGACCUUGAAUGGGGUCCUCUCCCCGCUGGGCCCGUACUCUGUGCUCAACAAGAUUUUUUUGAGGGAAGAGAAUGCCAAAGCUGCCCUCAUUGAGGUGGGCGAGGGUGUGAAUCCGAGGGCCAUACCCCGGGAAUUCCCAGGAAGGGGGGGCAUCUGGAGAGUGGUCUGUAGGGACCCCACCCAGGAUGCUGAGUUUUUAAAAAACCUGAGUGAAUUCUUGGAUGCAGAGGGGCGCACCUGGGAGGAUGUGGUCCGCCUGCUUCAGCUCAACCAGUGCCCACCACCCCAGAACCAGAAUCAGCCCCCAGAGAACUGGGCAGAAGCUUUGGGGGUGCUUCUGGGGGCGGUGGUGCAAAUCAUCUUCUACAUGGAUGGCGAGAUCCGCAGCCGGGAGGAAGCUAGGGCUCAAGGGGUUGCUGAGGCCCAAGCAGUGGCAUCCUUGGCUUUGGCAACAGCGAGGAAGGUCAAGAAGGAGCCAGGGUGGGCUGCAGAGGUGGGCUCUGCCUUGAAGAUGGAGAACCUGGACGGCUGGAAUGACGUGGAAGAUGAGGGUGACCCUCUUGAACCUCUGGUUCAGAAGGCUGGAGCUAAGACUCGCCCCAGGAGAAAGAAGCAGAAAAAAACUCCCAAGCAGGAACCAGUGCCCUGGAAGAAAUCCAGAGGCAACCAUUCCCACAGCUCGGCCUUCUUGGAGGAUCUUGAAGCUGAUGAUGCUGAAAAUAUGGAGAUGUCAGAAUAUAUCAGGAGCAACAAAAAGCCCUGUGUGAAGCAGGAGGGGUCAGCUUUGAAGAAGGCCCUAGCGAAAUGUGCCUGGAAGUCUCCCAGCAACCCGCCCCACGAUGCCCAGGCAGAAGCUGCGAGCCCUGGAGUCGCCUCUGAGUCAGACCAAGAUGGUGGUCCAGAGGGCCCACCAAAGAAGAAGGCCAUGGGCUGGGCCUCGGCAAAGAGCCCUGCUCCCAUGAGGAAGAAAAAGAAGGUGAGCUUGGGCCCUGUCUCUUAUGUCCUUGUGGAUUCGGAAAACACCAGGAAGAAGCCAGAGAUUCCAAAGACAGGGCAAGGCUCGAGAAGGGAUGCAUUGUAUCAGGAGGCCCUUCGGAGCCCACAGCCCGCUGAGUCACCGGCCUCAACCUCCCAGGGUCCAAAGGCCAAGCCACAAGGCUCUCCUCAUGCCUCCAGUGGUGAGAAUGACAACAGAAGUCAUUUGGGUUGUGUCAACAAGUGGAUGAAGGGGGAGGAGCAACAGGGGCAGGUGGGGACAGAGGAACCCGAGGGGACAGAGGGUCAAAUGGUCGCUGAGGAGGACCCCAGUGCAGUGGAGGUAGUGAGUGACACACUAGUUGAGGUUUUAGAGGCUGAGAGCCCUGAUCCCCUUCCUAGGAGCCCCUGAAGGCCAACAUUGGGGACACCUGUGGGGACAGGAGUUGGCAGAGCAAACCCACUGACCUGUCUUUUGUUGGUGAGUGUCUCUG
Molecule: messenger RNA, 1963 nt
Organism: Balaenoptera ricei (Rice's whale)
Lineage: Eukaryota; Metazoa; Chordata; Mammalia; Artiodactyla; Balaenopteridae
Gene: PNMA8A
Product: PNMA family member 8A
Exons: 2
Coding region: 385-1881 (498 amino acids)
Source: RefSeq, a predicted model, not a curated record